This is a messenger RNA of Chrysochloris asiatica (Cape golden mole), 921 nucleotides long. Its product is annotated as olfactory receptor 4C12-like. The transcript has a single exon. Gene Ontology annotation, biological process: G protein-coupled receptor signaling pathway. The record is from RefSeq and is a predicted model, not a curated record. Gene Ontology annotation, molecular function: G protein-coupled receptor activity; olfactory receptor activity. Lineage: Eukaryota; Metazoa; Chordata; Mammalia; Afrosoricida; Chrysochloridae. Bases 1 to 921 code for a protein of 306 amino acids. Gene Ontology annotation, cellular component: membrane.
AUGAAUAAUGUGACAGAAUUCAUCCUCCUGGGCCUGACCCAGAAUAGGAAACUACAAAAGGUUUCAUUUGUUGUGAUUUUAAUUCUCUAUUUGUUCACGGUGGCAGGGAACCUGCUUAUCAUAAUAACAAUUAGAACCAAUAGGGCUUUAGGAUCUCCCAUGUACUUCUUCCUGUCUUACUUGUCUCUUAUAGAUGGCUGCUUUUCUUCAUCCAUGACCCCCAAAAUGCUAGCUAACAUUCUUGCUGUGAGAAAAACCAUCUCUUUCAGGGGUUGUAUGACUCAGGUCUUUGCCGAACACCUUUUUGGUGCUACUGAGAUCAUCUUACUGACUGUCAUGGCCUAUGACCGCUAUGUGGCCAUCUGUAAACCCCUGCACUACACGACCAUCAUGAACCACAGGCUGUGCAUUCUCCUGGUGGGAGUGGCCUGGACUGGAGGAGUUCUCCAUGCAACCAUUCAGAUCCUCUUUACAGUCUGGCUGCCCUUCUGUGGUCCCAAUGUCAUAGACCACUUCAUGUGUGACUUGAACCCUUUGUUGAAACUUGCUUGCAUGGACACUCAAACCAUUGGUCUCUUUGUUGCUGCCAACAGUGGAUUCAUAUGUUUGUUAAACUUCCUCAUCUUGAUGGUCUCCUAUGUGGUCAUUCUGCGCUCCUUACGGGCCCACAGCUUGGAGGGGAGGCGUAAAGCCCUCUCUACCUGUGUAGCUCAUAUCACAGUGGUUGUCUUAUUCUUUGUCCCCUGCAUAUUUGUGUAUCUGCGUCCAGUGACUACCUUCUCCAUUGAUAAAGCUGUAGCUGUCUUUUAUGUUGUGAUCACUCCCCUGCUAAACCCAUUAAUCUACACCCUCAGAAAUGCAGAAGUGAAAAAUGCUAUGAAGAAGCUCUGGUGUCAGAAAGUGACUUCAACUGAGAAAUAA